AUGGUGUCCCCGCCUGGCACAUCUGGGCUGCGACUCGUUGUUCUGUCCCUCUGGGUCAUGACGCUCACUGUUCGAGCUCUCCAGGUCCCGUCAACGUGGCUGGACACUACGUCAAACCUCAGUCGCGAGUCGCGGGAGAACCUCGCCCUGAAUGCAGCUACAGCCAUCGGAGUCGACGCAAUCGACCCAUCCUCCGGUCUAUCUCAAUCUAUACCCACGACCCAGUACAUGGCGAACCUCUUCGCCGGACUCGCUCUCCAAGACUACAACCGCGCGAACAACACCUGGACAAAACCCGUGACCCAACUCAUGCAGGACUACUACCGCAAGCAGGGCGUAUACGAUGCCCCGGGAUCCACCGGGCUCGUCGAAGACGGGAACUUCUGGGCGCUGGCGUUCUAUUAUGCAUAUCGGACGUAUCGACAGGAGUUUUUGCUCGAGACGGCGAUAGAGAUCUAUAAUCAUACGAGGGCGACUGCGUUUGUUACGCUGGAUGCGGCUGCUAGUGGCAGUGGCGCGGGGCGGAAUGUCUCGUUUGUGCAGACUGCGAACUGUUCGGACUGGACCUUUGCGGGUGGUGUAUUUGCCAGCAACGCUGUACAGAACAACACCAACGUGUGCGCCAAGUGUGUUGGUCCAUUCUUGGCCUUAUCGGCAUACCUCUUCGAGGCAACGAACGAGACCGUAUACUCCGAGGCGGCGCAACUCUCUGUCGACUUUAUGAUCCAUCAUCUCUGGAACGGCACCAUCGUCUACGAUAUGUUCAACCUGAACACUUGUACCCCGCACCCCAACCCUUUGACCGUGAAUCAGGCUGGGUUCAUCGAAGGCUUGGCGGUAUGGGCAAAUGUAACGAAGAAUGCUACGCUGACGUCACUACUCGAGGAGGUGGUCUCCAGUACUACUACGUUCCCCGUCUGGUCUCUGUCUGGCAGUCCUGUCAUAUCAGGCGAGCAUACUCUGAACCGAUUUGUCCGCUCAACCUCUCAUGAGAGCACAGAAUCGGGAGCACUGAAAAACUGGGCGCCGAAUCUCAAAGGUCUUUUCAUACGGGGACUUGCGGAGGCUCGUAUGCGCAACCCCGGCAGUGUUAUUGCACGAUACGUGGAGGCAUAUGUUACGAUUCAGUUCAAUGCGUUGAUAGACAACGCUCAGGGCGCCGCGCCGGAUGAUAGCUGGUACUCGCCGCAAUGGGCUGGUCCCCGUGCAUCAUCGUACAACUCUGCCGGCAACAUCGCCGCUCUAGAUGUUCUCAACACUGCUUUGACUUUUGUCUCACCUGAAUCCUCGGGCUCUAGUGACGAUCCAGUCAGUACAGAUUCCCACGGAUCAUCUACCCCUACCGGCGCCGUAGCAGGCGGUGUAAUAGGCGGCAUCGCGGCCAUCGCCAUCGCCGUAAUCUUCACCAUGCGACACCAGCGUCGCAAGCGCGCGACCACUCACUCGACAGACGUGCUGGUCACUCCCAACGAAGAUAGAAGCGAUGGCAUUCUCGAGCUCAGCAGCGUCGACCCGUUCGUUCAUACCGCGCCCGCCGCUCAGACUCGCAACAAGUGGCAGGGCGAGACUGUUUAUGGAUAUGUACCGCCGGACAGGGAUCGUGCGCAAGUAUCGCCCGAAGCGACCGAGUCGGAUUUAGGGAGACAAGAGGAGCUUCCACCGGCGUACGAAGUUCGUAAUGCAUAA
Molecule: messenger RNA, 1686 nt
Organism: Peniophora sp. CBMAI 1063
Lineage: Eukaryota; Fungi; Basidiomycota; Agaricomycetes; Russulales; Peniophoraceae
Source: the annotation of a GenBank genome assembly